CCGCUGACUGAGGGCAGAGCCGGCCGACGGUUGGGUUUCGAGUCCGGGGGCAGCCGGGGCGCCAACCUUCAGACCCCGGCACAGACCUAAGCGGUCCGGCGUGGGAUUCCGGCACCGUCACAACUGUGGUUGCCCUUUGGCCGCGGACGCUGCCGCUGCCGCCGCCGCCGCCAUCACCACCCGUAGAGGACGCGGUCCGGAGAGGCCUUUGGGCCUAGGCGCGGCCUGCGGAGCCCGAGGUGUUGCUGCCGGUGCCUCUGUGAGUAAUACCUGCGCUCUGUCCACAGCCGUGUGCAAAUUAAGAUGGAGGAAAUUUCGUUGGCCAACCUGGAUACUAACAAGCUCGAGGCCAUCGCUCAGGAGAUAUACGUAGACCUGAUAGAGGAUUCUUGUUUGGGAUUCUGCUUUGAAGUACACCGGGCAGUCAAAUGUGGCUACUUUUACCUGGAGUUCGCCGAGACUGGUAACGUGAAGGAUUUUGGCAUCCAGCCGGUGGAAGAUAAAGGAGCGUGCCGCCUCCCUCUGUGCUCCCUACCUGGAGAACCCGGGAAUGGGCCUGACCAGCCGCUGCAGCGCUCCCCCCCUGAAUUCCAGUAGCUGCAACACGGAAGAGCCUGUGAACGACCAGGACACUUACAGACCGGUCCUGUUGCUUGGAAAAGUAAGCUAGGUAGAAAAAAUAAGUCACAAUUUUCCAUCAAGAUCUUAAUCCUUAAAGACGCAAGGAGAGUUUAGCAGUUCAGAUCCUGGUAAAAUUUCUAUCAUUUGGGACUCUGAAAGCUGGGGCAGGAGGAUUUGAACUGCUUCCUCAAGCACCAUGUGUUACAGCUGAUCUCUGAUCAUACCAGGAUGUGUACUACAGGUCUCUGUGCUACCCCCAGUGUACAGAUAAGCAGUUGUGUGCCCUGAUUGCGAAGGCUUUUGUUUCCUCGGCCUUUCUUACUCCCUGAUGCCAGGAACUCGCUGGAUAACAGUAUGGACGGACAUUACUGAUCGUCAGACCCUCAUCUGUGUGCUUUGAAGGAUCACUGUGUCCUUGGUCCCAAUAAGAAGAAAAGGUCAAAGCCACUUGUUUAUGAAAGGUCCAGCAUAUACAAUGACUUCAACAGACUUGGGGACAGGGGCUGGCCGUUGGCUGACUAGAACCCACUUUUGUGACCCUCUUCUGUUGGCAUAGGCCUGGCAAAUAUAAAAACACUGGGUUAUGCAGGCAGGCUGAGGUACAGUUAUCCCCUGGGCAAGUCAUGGGGCAUCUGCAACUAUGCACUAUCUCUCAACAAGACUCAUAUCUGGAUGUAUUCUGCUUGGACAAAACUUAGUGUGGCAGUCAUUUUCCUACUGAAUAUCUAGGUACUUAGCAAGGCUAAGGGUCUGACUUGGUCACUAUGCCAGAACGUUACCUGCCUCCCUCUCCAAGGGCAGCAGUAAAUUAUAGGGGAGUACAUGGCAUUGUGUGAGGCAAUAGCUUUAAAGCUGAGCCCAAAAGGAACAUUUUCCAGCUGCCCUCAAUAAUGUGAAUGGAUGAGUGCUAAAAGCCAAGGUGCAGAAUUUAGUCAUCUCUCGUUUGGACUAUGUGCAGAAUCAAUGGAUGCCCGUUUCCUUGGAUUAGGCAGUAAUAUCAGUUAUUUGUGCUGAGCAUCCAGACUGUCAUCGCCUCCAUCCCCUCACAGGGGCAGCCCUUUCCUCCUAGUCCCCUUGGACCUUCUUGAUAAUAGAAGAUGUCUUUUGUAGUUGGAAGUCAAGGAAGGGCCUCUAAAUUCCCUUCAUUUCAAAGAAUGGGAUGGGGAUGUUGGGAAGGGAAAACUACAUAUCAAAACUACUUGCCACUCAUUAUUUACUGAGAGUUGGUGAGGUAUAAAGGGGUCGGAGCCCCAAGUUAGCAGGUUAGCAGGAACGGUGCUGCUUUAUUUAAAAUGUUUUCUUACCUCAUUCUGUGUCCCAGUUAGGGGCCGUCCUUUCCCUUCUGGCUAGGUCCCGUGUCUUCCCUUCCUUGCUUUUACGUUAUCUGAUGCAGCCCGUUUCCAGGUGCUGCUUACCCCCCUGGCUUCCGCAUUGUUUCAUUUCAGUUCAUCUCUAGUCAUCCUUUUUCUGAUGCCUGCCCAGUUUCCCUUUCCUUAGCCGCUGUUAAGUUUUGUUCUUUUUGGUUUUUUCCUGUUCUUGUUGAAGACUCCGAAGACUCUUGCUUAUUGAGUCCCUCUGUUGGGACUGGAUAGGAAGAGAACUUAAUUUUUGUGUUUGAAAGGCAAUGUCAUGCCUAAGCAUUUCCCUUUUAUAGGACUGCCUUGUAAAUAUGCCAUCCUGCUGUGGCUUACUUCAUGAGGAGUUAUAUCUUCCCACCUCACCUUGAACACUGCCUCUCUUAGGACCUAAGCAGAAGAGCAGUAAAAACUGACUGUUACACACGGGAAUGGAGCCUGGUUCUGAUCCAUUUCUUUGAACCCCUGCUGUGCAAUUUUUUUUUUUUAAUGUAUUUUUUGUCCUUCCAAAAGGAACUUCUUGAACUAUUUGGGCUGAUUUAGUUUAUAUACUCAAGAAGGUUAAGGAAUCUUAGAAAAAAGGCCUCCAACACCCUUACUGUAAUCUAGAAUUGCCCUGGUCAGGGUGGAGAUCUAGUUACAAGUUGGUCUUUUUCCAAAAAUUGUGAUAGUUUCUUAAAAAGUCAGACUUUGACAGUACCUAACUAAUUUUGAGGCCUAGGUCUUCUUUGUUCUUGACAUUUUGUAGACGUCGUAAGGGCAUGCAGAAGCAAAGGAUUUUGGUGGGACCACAGCCUAUUUUCCCAUCAUGUCAUGGAAGCAGGUUGAAGGGGGGUUGGGAUCUAUUAGUCCUUCAGAGAGAACCUAGAGCAUAUCAGUACUGUUUCCACAACAACUUCUCAUUCUAGUUGGAGGAGGAGGGCAUGGAAAGUAGUUUUGAGUAAAGGUUUAUUUAUAUCCCCUCCAGUUUUGUUUUCUGGGGGUUUUGUCUUUGCCCCCAUAGUCCCCUGCCCUGGGUGAUUAAGAGAUUGACUUGGUCCACAGGUCUCCUGAGGGAACAAACUUUUUCUUCUGGUAGGAGUGAAUACCCCCUACCAUAUAGUUAACAAUGGUUAGGAACUCUUCCUUCCCUUGAACAGCAGAAUCCCCAUCCUUUCCACCUCAAUUAUGUGUAUUGAUCACCUUGUAAUUCUAUUAUAUAUCUUGAGUGUGUGUGUACGGGGGAGAGGGGAUCCUUUAUAAAUUUCUGUGGUUUGUGGCUUUUUCUUGAAUACAUUAGCUUCCACCACCGCAUGCCCAAGGACCACUGCCUGGCAUUAUAGCAUGCUGGGAUCAUUUGGGGGAGGGUAGUGAGGCUCACCACUGACCGUUGUUUUGGAGAAUCUUAUUUUUGCUUAAGUAGUCCAUCUGAUACAGAUAGCUAAAUAAUUCUGUGUAUUCCUUUUGGCCCUAUGGCUACUGGUGUAAAUAAACUGCAUCUCCCCAUUGGUAAACAGUAAUAAUAAAAGUGACUAUUUGAGUUCUGUAUGUUAAUCUUUCAAAUUGUAUGUGUUUUUCAGGCAUUGACAUGGUAAAAUAAAUGGUGAAUCUGUUGAA
Messenger RNA from Echinops telfairi (small Madagascar hedgehog), 3572 nucleotides. It is a transcript of the gene ATXN7L3B, whose product is annotated as ataxin 7 like 3B. NCBI's taxonomy places the organism in Eukaryota, Metazoa, Chordata, Mammalia, Afrosoricida, Tenrecidae. Gene Ontology annotation, biological process: regulation of gene expression. The transcript has a single exon. Bases 304 to 597 code for a protein of 97 amino acids. The record is from RefSeq and is a predicted model, not a curated record.